UGGAGGGAAAGUGAGUUUAUUAUUUAUUUAGAGUUUACUAAAGUGUAGAAAUAGAGGAGGAAGCUCUGGUCCAAAAUUUCUCUUUUGGAUUGUCUUUUUUUUUUUAUACAAGAUUCAUAAGACAAGUCACAAGGACACAUCUUUGAUUGCUUGUAUAGCUUCAAUUCUGAAUGAAAAAAACACAUUAUGUGCAAAAAUUCUCUCCAGGACCUGAAGAAGAGGCGGAAGGAAGGAAGCAAGGAAGGAAAUGUUACCCGAUGCAUUUUUCAUUAAAAUUCAACAAGAGGCAUCCUCCGUGAGAGGUUAGAUUAUUGGCCGGCAGACACACACACACACACCCUCACACACAUACACACACACACACACACACUCUCACAGCUGGUGCGCCUUCCUCCAGCAGAGACUGACAGAAGCGGGGCGACCGCUCUAAGCUGUGCGCGCCUCUUCAUCUCUCCUCUCCAUCUCUCCUCUCCAUCUCCACCAACCGGCGCGUCUUUUUUUUUUACCCAAAACUUUGAAGAGGUGAGAUCCGAAACGUCCAAAAAACGCCGACAAAAUCAGUGCGCAUCAAGAUAGAAGGAUAAAAAAAGGAGGUGAAAGGAAAAAAAAAGAACCAUCAAGUCCGAGGAAAAAGAAGCGGUGGAGCCGGGAGAGAAAAAGAGGAGAAGCUAUGCCAUCUCCAUCUCCCGCCGAGCACAGCCCAGUCCUCCUCUGUUGUUGUGUGUCGUCGCUGCAGCAUGGUGUCUCUCUCUGGACUCUGGACCUACUGGAGACCUCAUCUCCUCUUCCUCUCCUCCACCAGACUUCUCCUGCUUCUCUUAACCGUCUUCUCCUCUUCCUCCUCUCCGGAGCCCUCCUCCUCCUCCUCCUGCCUCCCUCACCCGCAGCCGUGCCACCUCCUCCUCGCCCGGAUCGGACACACCGUGCGCCUCGGUGCGCUCCUGCCGACCCGCCAGCCGGCACGGAUACAAAACGCGCUCAACCGCGCCCUGGCUAGCCUCCGGCACCAGAGCUCCUCAGGGGCAGCAGCAGCAGCAGACUCCUCUUCGUCCUCUUCCACCACCACCACAGCCUCCCAAGCAGCACCUCCUCUUCCUCUGCUGCCCUACAACCUGAGCCUGGAGAUGGUGGCUCGAUCACCCGCAGGAGGAGACCCGGAGUCCCUCUCCCGGAGCGCCUGCCAGGACCUGGUGGUCAGGGGGGUUUCUGCAGUACUCGCCUUCCCACGCUCCAGAGAGGAGCUCAUCCAGGUGGAGUUCCUCUCCUCUUUCCUGGAGAUCCCCUUCAUCUCCAUCCUGGAGGACACAGAGCCUCUUGUGACUAAGAACCGAUUCCACCUGCAGAUGUCGGCCCGUGUUCCUCCAUCAACGCUGGGCAGCCUGCUGCUGGCGGUCCUGCAGGGGAGAGAAGGCGACAGGGACAGAGGAAGCCGGGGGGAGAGUAGCUGGGGAGGAGCAGCUGUGAUCUGCCCCGGAUGGGAGGAAGGAGGUGAAGGGUUGCUGUCUCACCUGCAGACGCACAGCGGUUCCAACUGGCAUUUGUGGGACAUCAUCAACCUGACCCUCGUCUCCGGGGGCGGGGAUAGAAGAGGGGAGAGCAGGGAGGAGAAGAAGGAGGAUCAGAGGGAAGAGGAGGCUUUGAAGAUCCUCUCCACCCGUUUCCUGCGCUCCCCCUCUCCUAUCUCCUCCGUUCUCCUCCUGGGAUCCGACCCCGAGUGUCUCUCCUCCGUCCUGCGGGCCGCUCAGCGCCUCGCUCCAUCGCUACCGGCGCUGCAGUGGAUCAUGGGAUAUCCCUUGUCUCCAGAUUCGCUCCACACUCUAGGAGGUCCCCUUGGAUUGUUAGCCUACGGGGAGGUGGGCCGCAAGCCGAUUAGCUUCUACAUCCGGGAUGCUUUGCAGCUGAUUGGCCGCGCGGUUACCGCGGCGACCAUGGUGAGGCCGGACCUGGCGCUGAUUCAGAACAUGGUGAAUUGUUACGACAAACCAAACCGACAUGAGGUGCCCUCUUCAGGACAAUAUCUAACCAGGUUCCUAUCCAACACUUCCUUCACCGGGGCCACAGGCCUGAUCCAGGUGGAUGCCGGCCUCUCUCGGGUCCUCUCCUCCCAGCUGUUCCACGUGUGGAGCCUGAAGAGGGGCGCUCUCGGCCAGCCGGCGUGGGUGACUGUGGGCCAGUGGACCCGAGGCAGGUUGGAGCUGGAAGGGGGGAUCCUGGGACUGGUGGGAGGGUUCAGGAGCAGCCAGGGGCAAGGUCUCGGAGCCGGUGUGAGGGGAGGGGACGGCCAGGGGGACGGCAACGUCGGAGGACGCUGGAGGCCGGGAGAGUCCGUCGAGGGACACCGCUUGAGGGUGGUGACACUGGUGGAGCACCCGUUUGUCUUCACGCGGGAGGUGGACGAGGACGGAUUGUGUCCAGCUGGUCAGCUCUGUCUGGACCCCAGAACCAACCGGUCCGACAUAAUCCAGGGCCUCUUCAACCAGCUGCACAACCCGAACACUACGGUCACAGACUGGGAGGGGACUGACCUACCGGAGGACCUGAGGAAGUGCUGCUACGGGUACUGCGUCGACUUGUUGGAGAAACUGGCAGAGGACAUGGGCUUCACCUUUGACCUUUAUAUCGUGGGAGACGGGAAAUACGGAGCGUUUAGCGGGACGGGACGCUGGACGGGGCUGGUCGGCGACCUGCUAAGUGGAACCGCUGAUAUGGCCGUCAGCUCGUUCUCCAUCAACUCUGCCAGGAGCAGGGUCAUCGACUUCACCUCGCCCUUCUACUCCACCAGCCUGGGCAUUCUGGUUCGUAGCCGGGACACUGCGGCCCCCAUCGGAGCCUUCAUGUGGCCUCUCCACUGGUCCAUGUGGGUGGGCAUUUUUGUCACGCUGCACCUCACCGCGCUCUUCCUCACCUUGUACGAGUGGAACAGCCCCUUCGGCAUGACACCCCACGGCAGGAACAGGCUGCGCGUGUUCUCCUACUCCUCCGCCCUUAAUCUCUGCUACGCCAUACUGUUUGGACGGACUGUCGCCACCAAGACUCCUAAGUGCUGGACGGGGCGUUUCCUGAUGAACCUUUGGGCCAUCUUCUGCUUACUGGUGCUGUCCAGCUACACCGCCAACCUCGCAGCAGUCAUGGUCGGGGAAAAGACCUUCGAGCAGGUCUCGGGAAUUCAUGACGACAAGCUGCACCACCCGUCCCUGGGCUUCCGAUUUGGGACGGUGAGGGAGAGCAGCGCCGAGGAUUACAUGAAGAAGAGCUUCCCCGAGAUGCACGACUACAUGCGACGCUUCAACCAGCCCACCACCCCAGAGGGCGUACAUAUGUUGAAGACAGAUCCUCCUGCGCUGGAUGCGUUCAUCAUGGACAAAGCCCUGUUGGACUUCGAGGUGUCCAUCGACGCGGAGUGCAAACUGCUCACGGUGGGGAAGCCUUUCGCCAUUGAAGGCUACGGUAUCGGCCUACCCCAGGGCUCUCCUCUAACCCGUAAUGUGUCAGAGUUCGUGAGUCGCUACAAAUCUGACGGCUUCAUGGACAUGCUACAUGACAAAUGGUAUAAGGUCGUGCCCUGCGGGAAGCGAGUGUUUGCGGUGACGGAGACUCUACAGAUGGGGAUCCAGCAUUUUUCAGGCCUCUUUGUGCUGCUGUGUAUGGGGGUGGGUGGAGCCUUGCUGACCUUGGCAGGUGAACACACCUUCUAUCACCUGGUCAUCCCUCGCCUCCGACGCACGCACACGCUGCAGUACUGGCUGCACACCAGCCAGAAAAUCCACAGAGCCCUCCACACCACAUAUGAGGAUGUCGGGAAGGAGCUGACGGACCUCGACCAAAACCCCUCCUCUUGUAUCUCAGAGAACUGCACCCUACACAGGAAGCAGCAUCAACCUCCUCCCCCAUCUCCUCCCACCUCCCUCCCUGCUUCCACUACAGCUGGAGACACCUGUAACUCCUCGCCAUCCCACGAGCCCAAGGAGAAGCGUGUGCACUUCGACCUGGAGACCCUCCACAGCUACCGCCUGCGCACACACACCGCCUCGGUGCGCGGCAGGCCUGGUAUGGUCGGCCGUCCUGGCCUCGGCCUGGGAGGGUGGGGGCUGGGCAGCCUGGGGUGUUUUACCUCGCCUCCACAGAUUAGCCUCCAUGUUAACGGGGGGCCUGUCUCUUCACUGGCUUCCGCAGGCUUGGUGCUCACUCCCCUGGGCAGCAGGGCCGCUCAGACCAGCCUGUGGGAGGGGGAGCUCCAGGACCUGCAGGGGAAGAUCGAGACGUUCCGCAGCCAGCUGAGAGAUGCUCUGGCCAGGAGAGCAGAGAUCCAGAGCAGCCUGGAGAGAGAGAGGAGCGGACUUGUACGCAGGGACACAAGUCUGGAGAGAGAAAGGGACAGACAGAGGAUACAAACUAUUAACACAGACAGAAGUAGCUCCACUCAGCCCAAACUCCCUGAGAGAGACAGGACCAGCCAACUGCAAACCCUGAACAAUCAACAGUCAGGGAGGGCUAACCAAUCAGGCGGUCCCGGGACUCUGGAGCACGGGCGGAGCAGCCAAUUAAACACAGUUAACAGUUUGGACAGAGGCAGAGCCAACCAGAUACGCUCUGUCAACACUCUGACUGGAGAAAGAACUGUCCAAUCACGCACUUCCACCAGUUUGGAGAGAAAUCGAGUCAACCAACCAAGCGCCGGAAACAUAACCGCCCAAUCGCGGAACACUUCUAGCCUGGACAGACAGAUGGUUAACCUAUCACGCACUCUGAACACUUUGGAGAGGACAAAAGCCAACCAAUCAAGUGUAAGCAGCGGGACUUGAUCGUGUUUCCUGACGUGUGGGAUUGCGGAGGGAGUGGCGCAGUCGGUACUUGCAUAGCCGUGGGAAGAUGGCUUUGUUGGAGUUGGAUAAAGUUUAGGGGACGCUUGCUGGAUAAUGACCGUAUAUGUUAACUCACACCAUUACUUACUGCAACCUAAUAAUUUUCACACUCAGAAUUAUUUCCACACUCGCUUAAAAAUUACAACUAAAAAGACUUUAACAAACUAGUAAAAUAUCUACGUCAUCCAUGAUAUCAUAAAUAAGCAAUGUAAUCUUUGUGGAAUGAAAGCCAAUAUAAUUUCAGCUAAAUCUCAGAAGAACCAGCUCAGAAUAAACUGGGAUUAGCCAUGACAAUAUGGGUAAUCUGACAACGCUAAAGUCGCUGUGCUUGUUGGGGAGACCUGUGGUUCACAUGAGGAACCAUCAACCAAACACAAGCCUAUCAGCUGAGUAAAAAUAUGACCCGUUUCACUGGUUAAAGAGGCCUGCAAGCACACGGAGAUAUCAGCGACGAGAGCACAGGAAAAUCUAAAAACAACAAUCAAAACUAUCUGAAAAUACACAUGAAACAUCUGUGUUAACCGAGUGCCAGACGCAGGAGAUAACGAUGCAAAUAAAACAAUAUACUUUAAGUAAUUCAAGUAAUAAUUUCCC
Molecule: messenger RNA, 5456 nt
Organism: Sebastes umbrosus (honeycomb rockfish)
Lineage: Eukaryota; Metazoa; Chordata; Actinopteri; Perciformes; Sebastidae
Gene: grin3ba
Product: glutamate receptor, ionotropic, N-methyl-D-aspartate 3Ba
Exons: 12
Coding region: 738-4802 (1354 amino acids)
Biological process (GO): modulation of chemical synaptic transmission; ionotropic glutamate receptor signaling pathway; monoatomic ion transport
Cellular component (GO): plasma membrane; postsynaptic membrane
Molecular function (GO): transmitter-gated monoatomic ion channel activity involved in regulation of postsynaptic membrane potential; NMDA glutamate receptor activity
Source: RefSeq, a predicted model, not a curated record